This is a messenger RNA of Ochotona curzoniae (black-lipped pika), 2708 nucleotides long. Its product is annotated as charged multivesicular body protein 1b. Gene Ontology annotation, biological process: endosome transport via multivesicular body sorting pathway; protein transport; late endosome to vacuole transport. Gene Ontology annotation, cellular component: multivesicular body; ESCRT III complex. The transcript has a single exon. The coding region runs from base 109 to 708 and encodes 199 amino acids. NCBI's taxonomy places the organism in Eukaryota, Metazoa, Chordata, Mammalia, Lagomorpha, Ochotonidae. The record is from RefSeq and is a predicted model, not a curated record.
GGAAGUGGGACCAAAACAAAGGAGCGGCGGCCGGGAGGCGAGCUGCGUCUUCUCGUCCCGGUUCCGCGCCCGGCCGUGGCCGCCGACCCCGCGGGAGCGGUUGCGAUCAUGUCCAACAUGGAGAAACACCUGUUCAACCUCAAGUUUGCGGCCAAAGAACUGAGCCGGAGCGCCAAGAAAUGCGACAAGGAGGAGAAGGCCGAGAAGGCCAAAAUUAAAAAGGCCAUCCAGAAGGGCAACAUGGAAGUGGCGAGGAUCCACGCCGAGAACGCCAUCCGCCAGAAGAACCAGGCGGUGAAUUUCCUGAGGAUGAGCGCGAGGGUCGACGCGGUGGCUGCCAGGGUGCAGACGGCCGUGACGAUGGGCAAGGUGACCAAGUCGAUGGCCGGCGUGGUGAAGUCCAUGGACGCGACGCUCAAGACCAUGAACCUCGAGAAGAUCUCGGCCCUGAUGGACAAGUUCGAGCACCAGUUCGAGACGCUGGACGUGCAGACGCAGCAGAUGGAAGACACGAUGAGCAGCACGACGACGCUGACCACUCCCCAGAACCAGGUGGAUCUGCUGCUCCAGGAAAUGGCCGACGAGGCCGGCCUCGACCUCAACAUGGAGCUGCCGCAGGGGCAGACGGGCUCGGUGGGCACGAGCGUGGCGUCGGCCGAGCAGGACGAGCUGUCGCAGAGACUGGCUCGCCUCCGGGACCAGGUGUGAGGGACGCGGUGGGGGCAGCGGGGCGGACCGGACGCCGAGGCCCGUGGCCCUGGGGGAGUCGGCGGCCCGUGCCCCGGGGGUCCUCCGCCAGUGCCCCUGGGGGAGUCGGUGGCCCUUGCCCCUGGGGGAGUCGGCGGCCCGUGCCCCUGGGGGUCCUCGGCCAGUGCCCCUGGGGGAGUCGGCGGCCCCUGAUCCUGGGGGUCCUCGGCCCUUGCCCCUGGGGGUCCUCGGCCUCCGCAGCCCGUGCCCCUCAGUGCCCAAGGCGCUUGUCCCUUGGGGUCCGCGGCCCUCUUUACCUGCGCUGGGAACGCCAGCCUCUCGCCACUCCCAGCUGGAGUUUAAAGUUCUGUAUAGCUUGUGACGACGAUGUGUAUUUUUAUAGCCGCCUUCUAACGACUAGCUAAUUUGGUGUUUACAGAUCGUUGGAAAUCGAACAACGCUCUGGUUUCCGUGUGUUCAGUGUAAUCGGUACUGUCUGGGUUGGGAGAUGCCGCCUGAACAACUCCGGAAGGGGAAUGGGUGGUUCCUUUCAUGCCUCGUGGGGCAGUGACUCAGUGACUGUAGGUUUCUGUGUAUCCUUCAUUUUGCUUGCCCCUCGGAACAGCACUGCAAUUGACUAUUGGUCUGUUCUCAGAACUUAUACUAAAAUGAUCGGAGAAUUCUUGCGCAUUAACGCUCUGGUGCUGCCUAAGUUCUGUUCACUUCUCAUAGCUUGAGGAAAUGCCACCGAGCCUCGGGGGUCAGGAACAGUUAGGGUGCACUUUCUAUUUACCCGUUGUUUUUUUUUUUUUUUAACAGACAGAAGGCUUAAGGUUGGACAGUUUCGCUUCAAGCAACCCUCUCAGCACCUUGCUGGUUAUUUUUCUGGCUCACACCUGAGUCUUAACAGACUGUGUUAAUUAGCAUGGCAGUCAUAUGACUCAUUCUAGCAUUGCCAAAGAACUGGUGAUUGUCAAUUGCUUCCGGAAACCCUUGGGACUCUGUGUGUGCGUGCGUGCUUGUGUGUGUGUAGGUUUUGUUUGGGUUUCUUUAACCAAAAGCAGAAAUAAAAUUAGAACUGCAUUUUAGGUUCUAAUUAUUUGCUUUUUUUUUUUUCUUAAAGCAACAAUUAUUUAGGAUACUUGAUAAUGCAGUUUGAAAUGUUUUCUCCAGCUUUUGAGAUCUCGCAUAUGACUCUAGCCAGCCGGAAGUCUGGGAAGAAAGGAUAAGAUGGAGUUGGAAGGACAGAGAUGGAAAGAGACCCAGCUCUGGCACUGUGUGUCUUAACAGGCACAGGCAGUGCGUGUGUAGGCCCCACUUUCUCCCCACCCCCUCAAAACGUGGCCAUUCACCUCACCAAGGACGCAUAGUAACUUCGUCCUUUCCUUCACAGGAAGAUUUCUCUACAGGAGAAUUACAUAUUCUAGAAAAGAAUUAUUGACUGUUCCACAUUCUUUGAAACAUCCAUAAUAACCAGGUGUUCACCAUUGUAACAUGUCUUCCCGUGUGGGUGAGUGUUCAGGAAAAUAAAAAAGUAAUCUGUAUGCUGAGGAGGACAACCUCUGGGGACCUCUGACUGGAGGCUAGUCCGUGUGCUGGAAGGGCCACCCGUUGGUCACGGGCCCAGCAUCCUCUCUCUAGAAGGCCGAGUGUCUGCUCGCACGCAGGUUGCAUUGAAGGAGAGGGGCAGGAGCCAGCACCCCACCUCUAGACUGUAAAUUCGCAACAAGCCUCAGAAACAGCUGAGUGGCGACACCUUUGGCAAAUUUUAAAUCCCUUUUCUAAUGCAAAUAUUCCCAACAAAAUAUAUUUUGUGAGAUUAAACGAUACUUGUAUAUGCUCAGACUUUCUUAAAAAUGUUCACUUCAUACUAUAUGGAUGUACAUUUUUAUGAAUCAUAAAGGUUAUUUUCAAAGGCACUACGGCCCCAUGAAUUAUUUCCUCACUUCUGGAGUUGAUAAAACACUGAAAUGUAAAUCAUAUAAAUUUAUCAAAUAAAUAAAUAAUUCUAAGCUUUACUG